Molecule: messenger RNA, 1446 nt
Organism: Cantharellus anzutake
Lineage: Eukaryota; Fungi; Basidiomycota; Agaricomycetes; Cantharellales; Hydnaceae
Exons: 7
Coding region: 275-1117 (280 amino acids)
Source: RefSeq, a predicted model, not a curated record
CUCUGCCUGACAAUACCGAACUUCGUCAGCGUCUUGCCGGCUUAUACCUUGGUGAUGCCAAUAUUGCGUCUAAGGCUGUCUGGGUUUAUGCAAAGGCUCGACGCUGUCACGUCCUCUGCCUUCAUGGCGUCAAUAAGACCACUCUCAAUCCCACACCUGUGGUGCUUCAUGGAAUCUUCACCUUGGCCCGACACCCAUUCAAGCUAGUUCCUGAUGGCGGUUUUCUCGAGUCUACUGCCGAACUAUACUUUGGUCACACACCCUUCACGAGGCAAUGGCAAGAACAAAUGCUUGGGCAUGGCUGGAGAAAGUUCAUGACAAGGACCUUCUUGGAUACAAUGACUUUUCGCAGUACAUCAAGAACCUCAAGGGCUUUGAGAGUUUAAUGCAUGCCGGUGAUUCGCUGCAACACUCGUUGGUCAAUGAUGAAGGUGCAACUGGCCCGCAGGUCAAAGUCAUUCAUAGGAUGUUCGAGUCCUGCUGGGAUACGAUUCGUGUGACAACAACACCUCAGCAAGAUAUUGAAGCCAAGUUGAAGAUGCGGUACAAGCUUACCCCUGGGGAUCACCCUGUUGCUGUGAGAUUGGCUAACAGUAAAAGCCCUUCCUGCAGCGGAACAGUAACACCAUUAGAUGAUCCACUCACGCUACAGACGGAGCGUACGACACCACCAACAGAGCCCAGCACACCAGAAAACAAAGCCAAAGCAUUACCGGAAUUGGGUGGAUACGAUGAUAGCAGCGAUGAUGAAUCGGUCCAUGGCUUCUUGGGGCCCGAGUUUGGUUUGGAACACUGGCCAGUGGUGCCAGAAAACAUUGACCUCCGAGACAAGAUGUUCGAGGAGAAAAGAUGGCAGACGAAUCCUCUUCGCGCAUAUCGUGAAGGAAUUGAAGGAGUUAUUGCUCCUUCGGAGUAUGCAACUGCACUUCCAGGGGCCACUGUACAAAUGUCUUUUACACUUGCGUGCCACUUGAUAGGAUCUCGCACCGGGAAGAAAACAACUUUCUCCGCACGUGUUGAAGAGAUAAUAAUCCUCAAAAAACCAGCCACUCUUGUCAGUAAUCGUACAGAUUGUCACGACCCGGCGUUCCCCGGGGCCAGACGACCUCCUCCCUGACCCUCUCCCACGCCCGAACACUCCCCGCACACUCCGCUCGCCGCCCGUCGCCGUCUAACCACUUCCUGCCACCUCUCCACAACCCCUCUCUUGAUUGUCGUUGAACGACCUAGCGGCGCAGAGCGCCGCGACCUGUUGUUCCAUGCUUCGCCGCACCUUGUUACCUCGCGGCGAAGGUCACGCUUGACCUUCGCUGUCGUGAACACGUGCUCUUUGUUUGUUUUCCUCUUUCCUUUCUCCGCCCGCAAUCUCCGCGAGAUCUGGCGACUUAUUCCCCAUUCAGUUCCCUAGCGCUUAUAUACAGCUUGUAGCUAAUGCUUGUACUGUAG